This is a messenger RNA of Populus nigra (black poplar), 1069 nucleotides long. RefSeq lists its product as uncharacterized. The record is from RefSeq and is a predicted model, not a curated record. NCBI's taxonomy places the organism in Eukaryota, Viridiplantae, Streptophyta, Magnoliopsida, Malpighiales, Salicaceae. The transcript has a single exon. The coding region runs from base 248 to 979 and encodes 243 amino acids.
AGAAGGAACUUCUCAAGCCACGUUUUCCCCUGUCCAAUACCCACUAUUCAAAAUCAUCUUUUGAAGUCCAAUUCAUUUCUCAGGAAGGCCACAAUGGCAAGUAAUGCCUUGCAAAGAAGCAAAAUGACUGAAAAAAACCAUAAUAUUACCAACAAUUACCCACCAAACUCUCAACCAUAAUGUCUUUAGCAUCACCAUACCUCAACCAGAGAUCAGAAUCAGAAUUCCUAAGUUGUUGGCCAAGACAAUGCAGAGAAGAAGCAAUGGCUGCACUACUGAUCACACCAAGGCCAAGAAGGAAAGGGUUAUUAAGCCUGCAAGCCUUCUUUCAAAGAAGGUUGGCGUUUUCUUCUCUAGUGUCUUUGGUAAGAAGAAACCACCCAAGGCUUGCUCUAAGGUCCACAAAAAUGGCGAUGGUUAUCUCCCUUUUGGGGUUGCGCUAAGGCCUGCAUCACCUGAGUACUAUGCAUUGAAGAAACUUUUGGAGAUUGAGGAGGAGGAGGAGGAGGAGGAGCCAAAGGUGGAAAAGAGAGAAAAUACACCGAGCACGGCAGCAGAUAAUUAUCUGAAAGUGUCAUUUCCUUUCUUGAGCUUUUUCAGCCGGUAUACGAGCCUGGGCUUCUUCAGAGGUAAACUCAACACCGGAAAUGGAUGGAACCAUAACCUCCUUGGUGGUGUUGGCAUGUCUGAUACCCUGACCGAAAGAAAGGACAGCAGCAGCAACUUGCUAAGGAAUUCAUCAAGGGUACCGAGUACCCGUCUUCAGAAGUUGAAGAUGGCUGGAUCCUUUGCAAAGACUGCGAUGAGGCAGAUUGGAGGAACAUCAGAGCAAGUCAGGGAAGAAAGACGAGAAGAAUGUGGCGAGGAGCUAUGCAAGAAGAGGAUUUUAAUGGGAGAGAAGUGCAAGCCCCUCAAUUUUUCUGGCUCCCUUCACUAUGAUGAAGACGGCAUUUUGUUGCCUGAGGUGCUUCUGUUGUAAAUAUUGGAAAAGCAACCUGUUCUUUCCUUAGGUUUUAAUUGACUUCCUGGAUUCAAAUUCAGAUGUUCUGUGAUUAAAUUACCAGAAUGA